Octopus sinensis (East Asian common octopus) is the source of this 2086-nucleotide messenger RNA. RefSeq lists its product as uncharacterized. The coding region runs from base 92 to 1138 and encodes 348 amino acids. Lineage: Eukaryota; Metazoa; Mollusca; Cephalopoda; Octopoda; Octopodidae. The transcript has 5 exons. The record is from RefSeq and is a predicted model, not a curated record.
CUUUUAAAGAAGGAAGCUUUGAAAUAACUUGAAUGUUGUUUUGCUUGUUUAUAUAAAAUAAUUGUAACUGAGAGAUUCAAUUCCAAGCGGAAUGUCUAUAUUACAAGUCACAAAAAUUAGUUGCCUUUUACUGAUUGGAAUCCUUCCAUAUACAUACGGUUCCUGGGAAUGCAGUUUCCGAAAGGGAAAGUGUCAUUGGUCUACUAGAGAUGAAUAUUGCUCCUGGAAAUGGACAAACAAGCAACUUGAUGGAGUUAAAGGUUAUAUGGUUUCCACUGGACAAAGCAGAUGUACAUCACAAAUGAAAUGGAAAGCGGCUACUUGGGGAGAAGCUGGGAAGCCUUUUUCCUUCUUAUAUCAAAUAAAUGGAAAUGGUAAAGUUAACUUAACAGUAAUUUGUUUUGAAUAUGGUCUCCUUGGGGAUACUCCUCAUAAAAAAUGGACUUGUAAUGCAUCUCCAGCACAUAGAUGGACAAAGGCUCACAUAAACUGCCCUUAUAAUUUGGAUAAAAUCAUUAUUGAAGCUGAGUUUCAUGGCAAAUCAAAUGUCAUGAUUGGAAAAAUAUGGAAUGAAAAUGGGCCCCAAACAGAAAAUUCUUGUCCACCAGUUCCACCCACAACCACACAAGCACCAACUACCAUCACUCUACCAACAACUACAACCACACCAACAACUACAACCAAACCAACAACAACAAUGCUAAUGACACCAACCAUCAAAAGAACCCUUUCACCAAGGACAUCAACAAAAGGUAUAAACCUCCCAAGUUCAAUAAUGAGUACAACAAUGGAAUAUCAUUCAAGCAAAACUAUAUCAAAAUUAUUUACAACUUUCCAUCCUGGUAAAGAUAUUUCAACAGUUUCAAUAUUGGACAUUAUAAAGAACAGUACAAAGAUGUUUAAUACCAAUACUCCUUCGCACAAAACAUCUAUAGCAUCUACAACUAACAAUAUACUACCAACAACUUUAUUUCAUCAUAACACAAAUGGAUAUAAACAGAAUGAGACAACACUUGAAGCAAAUCAAGUUACCAAACCAAGCAAAGGUUUUACUGUUUACACCUCAGGAAGGGAUAAUGUCACAUCUUAUUUUACCACUGAGAGUAGCAGUAACAAAUUUGAUGAACUGAAAAGCUAGCUUCGCAAGAAAAUAAUAAUUAUUCUUGCAUCCAUUUUUGGCAUUCUAAGUGUUUUAGCAAUUAUCUACUUGAUUGUGCGGAGCAUACGGAGAUCAGAUUUGCUAAAUGAAAGGAGAUUGGUGUAACCGGUUUUGAUCGUAGAUAGACCUGCUUAAUAGAUCCUGCAUUUAAUUUUGUCAGCCAACACAUACAUACACUCACACUCAUGUAGUGAGUCAAUAAACUAUUGGUAUGCUAAAUAAGCAAUAGAAAUUUACAAUAAAGUAUACAGUAAUCAGAGCAGCACUAAUCUUUUUGAAAUUAACUGAUUAUACUAAAUCAAAAAUAUAUUCAUUAAGAUUUGUCCAAUGUGUUUGGUUACACACUGCUUCCAUAGUUAAAAUCUUGUGUUGCUUGCAUGAAGUAUACCAUGAACGUUUCCAUUUUCUCAAAUAUAAUGCAAAGUACAUCACUAAUUUUUUAAUGUUCAAAUCUCAAUGCCAUCAAGUCACUGGAAACGUGUUUGGAUGUGACAAUUACUGCAUUUAUUCAUCCAUAGCAUGUACUCAAAUGUAAUGUGAAUUGACUUUGUGGAUGUUCUUUAUUUCCUUGUAGUUGGAAUAAAAUUAAUGAAAAAAAUUGCAUAUUUGAAAUGUAUGUACAUUCUUACACAGACACACACUCACUCACCCAUAUAUUGCACACACAUAUAUCAACAUAUGAAUGUGUGUGUGUGUGUGUGUGUGUGUGUGUGUGUGCGUGUGCUUAGAGCUUUGGUAAGCUGAACAACAGCAAUUUGUUUUCUUCUACUACAAAAUCUCUUAUGGUGACAACAUGCCCUGUAAUUUAUUCACAAAAUCAUUUUUCAUACCAAAGUAAGGCUAAGUAACAUGUAACCUUUACUCUCUCUCGCUUUCCUUUUUCUUUCAUUUUUUUGUGUGUGAUAUUUUACUCUUUUUUACUCUUUU